ACAACACAACACAAUCCAUUCUUUUCCAAGAACAUGCCUGUUCUAACCAAAACUUGCCGGAUGGCAUUGUCUGCUAACGAGGUGUGGGGAGCGAUUUCUGCUGCCACAAAUAUGUACCCGGCCGCCAUGCCUAACCUGAUUGCAGGCAUCCGAGUGACCAGCCGAGACGGUGUUACUGCCGGUUCGGUUCGGGAGAUCACUUUUGGAACUGCCACAGCAGGUAUGGUCAGCCAGGCAACCGAGCAGAUUACCAGGGUCGACCAUGCCACUCGAACCGUCGAAUCCACCUUUAACAAUGAUAGGAACUUCGUGGGCAGGCACUUUCGUUCUGCCUCCCUGGUCGUAAAGGUGGAUCCUAAUAACGCCGACGAUGGCCCCAACUCUCGAGGUUCCACAAUCACCUGGACUUUGACCUACUCAUGGAUUUCAGCUACUGCAUCAGGCGGACUCAAUUUGGACGUUUUCUGGAAUGCUAUAGAGCAGGGAUUCAAGGAUUUAGACACUUACAUCUAGGUCCCCCGCCCAUAAUGAAUGAAAAUCCAUCAUCUACUACGCACGACGACGACGCUUGAUUUUUCAUUUGCCUUUCCGUCUACUCUUAUCUUUCCGUUUUCCUUCUUCGUUUUUCAUUCUCUUGUAGCUUCUCUGUCCUAAUGUUGAGCGUGCAUGCCUGCCUCUCCUAACUAAUAUAUCUGUACUAAUUUUCAAAUUGGAGAAAAUUUUGCAAUUAUUUACAACAUCAAUCGUCAUUUCAUUCCAAACCAACACAUGUGGGAAGCAAUACAAUUACAAUAAUGGAGAGAUAAGAUCGGCAAUGACAAUCCAUUCAGGAGGAAGGAGACCAAGACGAGAGUUCAUCGCAAUCCAAUCAGCCAAGACAUUGAAUCGACGGGGAACAAACUCGACCGAGAUCCACGGAGAAACACAAAGAAUGGAGACAACCGGGCAAGAGUUGCCCGACAUUGCCAGGGCCAAAUGCUCGGAUCUUGCCCGGUCUUCGUACCUUGCCCACCGCUACCGCCAUGUGGAAGAGUCUCGUUGAGACGUAUUCCACCACAAGCUUUGCUCACAGUUUUAUUUGGAGAUAGAGCUUUCUUCUCUUCGCCAGGGUAGCCUCGAUAUUGCGUCUUACUAUAAUGCUGCUCGACAACUUUGUACCGAGCAGGAUCUGGUUUCUGCAUCGUUGACCCCAUCUGGCAUCUCGGACGAGGUCAAGGCAGAGAAGAAUCAGGUGCAUCUUCUUCAAUUUCUUGCUCGACUUCGACCAGAGUAUGAAACGCUCCAUGCUAGUCUUAUUCAUUGGGAAAAUAUGAAGCUGGAGGGUGUUCAUGCUGCCUUGCUUCAACAAGAGACGAGGAUCCGCUCCCAGGUUGUUCUCGAUAUUAAGCCCGGCUCCGGGGAGGCCGUAUUUGCUGCGUCUCAAGCCUCCAAACCUGCUGGUUCCGCUUCACGUGAGGGACGUCUGCCUCCUUUUACUCGUGAAGAACCCACUGAUGCGACCUCCUUUGUUGCAUAUCGUCCUCAGUUUCAACAGCAACGAUCGGAGGUAGAAUGUCAUCACUACCGCGCCAAGGGACAUACCCAAAAAUAUUGUCGUAAACGCAACUUUUGCGUUUAUUGCAAGAAGACAGGUCAUCUAAUUUCGGAUUUCUCGGCGCUGCAAGCUCGUAUGAAAGAUGUUGGUGGUUCUUCUUCUCGUGGUCCCUCUGGUGGACGGCUAGUAUAUGCUACUCAACCCACUGACGCAUCUCCGGACAGUGGCAGCGGUCCCGAUGCUCUUGAGCAGCUCGUCAACAAGGCCAUUGCCUCAACCUUCUCGAGUCUGCAAGUCUCCGGUAAGGGCUCUCCUUGGAUUCUUGAUUCUGGUUGUUAUAAUCAUACGAAGGGUAAUGGUUCUAUGCUUACUAAUGUUCGACCAGUACAAAGAUGGGCUUACAGGUUGCUAAUGGUGCGAAUUUAGAAGUGGCUAGGGUUGGGUCUAUGUCCCAACCGAAUUUGGUUUUUCCUACUACGUUACAUGUUCCCGAUUUGGUCCCUAAUUUGGUGUCUGUUGGACAAUUAACUGAAAAAGAUUUUCGUGUUGUUUUUGCACCCUCUGGCUUCUCUGUGCAGGAUAUGAAGAUCGGGAGGGAAAUCGGUCAGGGUAGCAAAAAGGGCUGGAUUUUUCAUCUUGAGGAACUAGCAGCUCGGCCUGCUUUAUCAUCGUCGUCGUCGGUUUCUCAGUCGGUGUCUAGGGUACCCUCUUCUUCUUAGGUAUCUAGGAACAUUGAUUCUUUGCCAGUCUUUUCUAGUGUUCGGGAGAAAACAUUUCAGUUGUGGCAUUCUCAUUUGGGUCAUCCCCAUUCUCGUCAGCUUUCCACUAUGUUUAAACAAAAAUUAUUUGGCAAUAAUGUGCAAUUUGAUUCUUCCUCUUAUCUUUCUUGAACAUGUUGCGUGGAAGCUAAGGCCACUCGCAUUUCUUUUCCUUCUACCCACACUACCAUUACCGAGCCUUUCCACCUCAUUCAUACUGAUCUAUGGGGGCUGGGUCCUGUGACAUCUCGGCAUGGUUAUAAGUAUUUUUCCCUAUUUGUUGAUCAUUCUACUCAACACACAUGGAUCUAUUUUUUACGUCUUAAGUCAGAUCUGUUGAGCAUUGCUACUGAAUUUAUUGCCAUGAUCCAGACUCAGUUUUCUAAAACCAUUCACAUAAUUCACUCCGACGAGCGGGGAGAGUUCAGCUCCACUCCUCUUCUUCAACUCUACAAGUCACUUGGGAUCCUCUCUCAAAAGGCUUGUCCUGGAGCUUCUCAGCAGAAUGGUUUAGUAGAAUGUAAAAAUUGCCAUGUUUUGGAGAUUGCUCGAGCCCCUCUCCUUGCCUCUCAUGCCCCUUCCAGGUUCUGGCCAGAAACAGUCUCCACCGCCAUUCAUCUCAUUAACUUUCGGAUCACUCCUAUUCUUCGUCAAACUAGUCCCUUUUUCCAGCUCUAUUCCACGCAUCCUCCUUAUUCUCGGCUUUGUGUCCUCGGUUGUGUCUACUUUGUCCUUCUUUCCCGAUCCGAGCAUACCAAGUUAAUGCCCAAAACCUCUCGUUGUGUCUUUCUCGGUUAUAGUGGUAUCGAUAAGGGUUACAUCUAUCUUGAUCCCUCUCUCCAGCGUGUCCGUAUAUCUUUGAAAAUCUUAUGUACUACACGUCUUCUUCAUCCGAGUCAACCCCUCUGUUUGAUACUUCUCUCGGUCAACAAGUUUUUCUGAUUACGACGACAUGGGCCUUCCCGAUGAUGAGCUGCCCCCCGAUCCACUGACUCCCUUCUCGCCAGUAUCAACCACAUCGACGUCCAGUGCCUCUUCUGUCGAGUCCUCUCCAGCAGACAGCCCUGCCGCAACCCCGGUUCCUCUCCGUCGGUCAAAACGAUCUACCUACGGGCAACCUCCAGCUCCGCUACAUGAUUUUGCACACGCACAGGGCAAUCCCUUCUGGGAUAAGGCUAUGACAGAUGAGAUAGAUGCUUUACAUGCCAACUACACCAAGGAUGUGGUUCCCCGCCCUCCUCUAGAAGUGCCAGUCGUAGGUAGCCGUUGGGUUUAUUAUCUGAAGUUUCUUUUGGAUGGGGCGCUUGAGCACUUCAAGGCUCGCGUAGUUGCUCAAUACUUUACACAGGAGUAUGGUGUUGACUUUACUAAGACUUUUGCUCCGGUGGCUAAUGUUAGAACAUAAGCGUGCAAUCGAUAAUCCAGACAAACCAAAUUCCGAAACGGACAAACCAACUAACUAUCCCGACUGACCUGACUACAGAUUAGGGUGGUGAAGAGUAUUUAUAGAACUCUUCUUCUAAUCCCAAACAGUAAACCAAAGACAUUUUCAAAACAUAAAAGGAAAAGGCCAAAACAAAGCCCAAACACCAAACCAAACAAAAUAGGCCCAAAAAACAAAACAAACCCAAAUCAAAUUCAAGUCAUAUCCUAACAAUCUCCACCUUGACUUGAAUUCUGUCUCUAAUACCAGAUGUACUAGACGCAACCAAGGUUGCCAGAUGUACCCAAACGUGAUACAUAUCACCUGACGUAUCCAAAUGUGAUCGAAACCGCCAAACUCAAACACGAUGCAAAAUCUCCAAACUCAGAUGCAAACAAAAUUACCAGACGUAUCCAAAUGUGAUCCAUAUCACCAGACUCAAACGCGAUGUAUAUCAGCAAACUCAAAUGCAAUAAAAAUUGCCAGAAGUGUCAAACUCUCCAAAUCUCUAUAUGUAUCUAAACCUCCCCUGCCUCCAAAUGCCCCUAAGGGCGAUCAACAAAUCAAAACAUGCAGCAAGUCCAACCCUUGUUGGGACUUGCCAUGCAGAACUAGGUUGGUGUUAUUUCCGUCCAUAACACCAAUAUCAUAUUUUCCUCUAUCUCCAAACAUGCAACUCCAAACUAAUUUCUCAAUCUUCAAAUCUAGAACAAACAUCCUUGACUAAAAACACUUAAAAUGACUUCACCUUCUUGAAGGUGAGUUACUUCUUUAAAAGACCUUGUUUCUUAAACUUUAACAAUAACUUGUACUCGAAAAAUUUCAAAGUAAAUAAUAACCAUUCACUUCAAGUUAUAAUUCAAACAAGGCACAUAUCAUCAACCAUAAUCAUGCAAUCUCAAACAUGAAUCAAAUACUACACAUACAUCAUGCAAAUCAAUACUCGAAAAAUACUCAAGGAAUAUACUUGAAGAAAACGUAAGACGUAGAAUUUACCUACUUUACACUCACCUUAUUAACUGGUUGAGGUUUACGACCUAAGUGUUCACUUGACUUGAUCGUUUCACUCCACUGAUUCGAACCCCAGUCCACUAACAUAUUCGAAACCCAUGGCUAUAUAAUCAUUGCCACCUCCUCGUACAGAGCAAUUACCCCAUGGUUUCAAGACCCUUAACUGCGUACGUUCACCGUUGUUUUAACCCCAUUCUUAACCAAAUCACUUCCUCCAGUAAUAAGAAACGCAUUGUUGCUCCACCAUGAACUAAUGUUAAUUGCCCAUACCAAUUACACAAAGAAAAACAACAUUUUCGUUCAUUAUCAUAAGUCUGAUCGUCCAUGCAUAUCUCACGCAAAUUAUGUCCAUCAUGUGCGGUAUACCUCUACCGCCCAAUUCAACAUCAACUAGGGGUCAUUUGGCUUUGUUGAUUGUUUGGUGGGGAUAGUUACAAUGCAUGUAUUGUCCACAAUAUAUAUAUAUAUUUUUUUGAAUUUUCUGCACAAACAAUACAUGCAUUGUUUGCUUGAUGUGACACAAACUAUCACUCAAAAUGAGUGAUAGUUAAAUCUCAAGUUUUUUGUGAGAUUGUUGAGAUUGUUUGGUAGAGAUUGUUGGGUUAUUUUUUCUUCCAACUAUUUCUCUACCUUUUUAUGUGUAUUACUUUUUAUAAUAAAAACAAAGGGUAAAAGUGACAUUUCACCAAAAAUUCAUAUAACUUGUUUAAAUACUACAAUAACUAUCACCGAAACUAAACUAUGUAAACUACAAUACACAAAUUUUCUUAUAUACAUGCAUUGAUGACAAUGCAUCGAUUUAACUAUCACCAAAACCAAACCACCCUAAAGCCUUACCUCUGUAUUGAACAGUCACGGCGUUUGGUUUGUCAUCGGCACUGUAUCCAAGAUGGACUAUAUCCUCUAGAAUGACCCGCUUACACAUGGGAAAGAAGGCUGAUCAAUCACAUCGCUGGUUAGUAUAGAAACAUUUGAAUAUUCUCCAUCACUUUCAAUGAAACUGAUAUCCUCCACGAACCUCUUCUUCUUAUUGUCGAACACCACGGUAAGCUGAGUUCUGGUCUCCGCCGCACAAGCUCUCUCUCCCUCUGUGAAUAGUCUGCGUUAGAGGCCUUCCCGCUAUCUCUUUCAUUGUUUGCGCCACUCCGUUUCCCCGCUAUUGGUCGAUGACUAUGACAAGGAAAAGUAACGUGAUAUAGAAGAGGAAUCGCAAUGGGUUUCCUAAUGUUGUUGCGCUAAGAACCACGGGACUGGGGUUUCUUCCUUUUUUUCUUCCUUCGUCCGGCGCUACUCUGAUUGGGAAUGGAUGGGAACGGAUCAGGUCAGUAACUUUAUGGUGAGUAACCCAUCCACAUCAGCAUGACAUCAGCCUGACAUCAGCAUCACUCUCUCCUUGAAAGCCUUUAAUUCUCCCCUCUUUAAUCUUUGACAGACGAUUUCUCACUCGUUUUAAGUCAAAAUUUAAUUUAUUUUUUUUUGCACAGUUACAUCAGAUUAAUUGUGCUCUUCAAAAUGAUAUCCACUUUGAUAUAUUUUUCAAACAAAACAAAUUGAUUCAUUUUUUACCAGUCUAUAUGACUCACUCCUACUGUCACUCUAGAAAUUGGCCAAGUGUAACCACUUCCUAAAGCGUAGUAUAGCGAGUUUGGGUUUUAAUGUCAACCCGGGUCCUAGAUUUGAUGACUACUCAGUGAAUUCUUAUUAUCUAGCGGUAAAACUUAAGUGCAGGUUCAAACAAAGAAAAACACAAAGCAAGUUAAACGGUUGUUUCAAGUCGAGAGAGGUCACCCGGAUAUGGUUCCCCCUAGACUGCAGUUAAGUCGGAUUGCAAUUUACCAAGCUCAGUUUCCAUGAAAGUUAUACUGCGGAAGGUUCUUAAACAGACUGAAGUCUCGACUAAAGGUCUUCAGAUGGUGGUGUCAAACACUGUGUGCUCCUGUAUGCAGUGGAGCUGCUCGAACACUGCCCACUCCAGAUGGUGGUGUCGCUCCAAUUUCCCCCGAGUCACCGCGCGGAACAGGUCCGCGUAAUCCGGGUGCAGGCUCAGGCCUUGCACAAACCGAUGGUCGAGGGACAUGCUCCUGCAAAAUCAACAAACCAAAGGUGGAGCCAAGAAAAAAACUUGUCAGGACCAACAACAUGGGUUCAUCAUUUCCCCCACACUUAAGGAUCACCUAGGCUAACAGUUUUAAGCACAGACGCUUGAAUCGCAAGCAACUCAACCGGAAUCAAGGCAAGAACCACAGAACCAACCACAUUAAUUACACGGGCAGCACAUACACCAUAGAUAGAACCAUGCAUACUCAAAGCAUCCCUCACCCUAUUCUAAAUCAUGCAUGCAAAUACAGUUCUCGGUCCUACAAUCUACAGUUCGAUUUUCCAGGAAAGAGCAGUUAACAAGAAACACACCUGAAAACGCAAGUAGAACUGUAGCUAAGGCUCAAAAAACGGGUGAGGGACGCGAGACGGAGGCCAAAAAUGACCCGGGAGGCUGGCCGGAAAAUGGCCGGAAAACGACCGGCGGCGGCCGCCGGCAGAGUGCAGUGGCCGGAGGCGGGAGGCGGCGGAGCGCGGCUGCUGGCGGCGCUCAAGAAGAGAGAGGGGAGAGGAUUUGGCAGGAAGAGAGAGGAGAAAAUUUUGAAAAAUGAGGGUAGAGAGAGAAACUGACCGAGGGCCGGUCGGGUAGUUUUUGAUUCCACGACCGGGGGCUCCAAAAAGCGGCGUGUCGAUUGAAAGGAAAUCCCCGACCGGGUAUUUUUGGGUCAAGGUCGGGGGGUUUGAAAAUGCUGCGUUCCAUCUUGGUAAAUCCCCGGCCGUGAACCAAAAAUACCCGGUCGUGUAUUUUUGGGACAAGGUCGGGGGUUUUCCCUUUUUGACCCCGAGAAACAGAAGGCGGCCCGAUCGUGGACCAAAAAUACCCGGUCGGGUAUUUUGACCCACGACCGGGUAUUUGCCCCCUUCCGGCCAAAAAUCUUAUUCGCCCAAAUUUUCGACCUCGCCUGCACGACAGCACCAAAUCGAGGCAUAACAGACGACCGAACUUCACCACAGACAUGCAACUGACUCAAUACGACACAAAAACUCAGAAAAAAUGGAAAAAUAAAUGCAAACCGUGGUGGGGUUGCCUCCCCACAAGCGCUUCUUUACCGUCUUUUAGCUGGACGCCCAUGGUGGAUACUCAGGGAGGUGCAGGAACAGGUGCCUCCAAGAGCGGAUUCACAUCGCUCUUGAGGUACAGCUUCAGGUUGUGGCCAUGCACCCGACGGGUGCAACCACCAGCAUUGGCCAGCUCGACCUGGCCAUCCGGCAAGAUGCAGGCGAGUGAGUACUCGGAUGGCCAGGGUGGUCGUGGUGCAGGAGGUGGAACCAGCUCGUAGUGGUCUCCACCCUUCUUCUAUGCAGGCUUAGCAACCUGCUGCUUCGGCCGCCACUCCUCCUUGAGCUUUUUGUUCGGAGGCGAGGCUGGAUGGAGUGGCGGUGAAGGAAUGAUAGGAGGGUCCUGCAAAAUGAGAGGUGCAGAAGGAUACACGACAGACUCGUGUACCUGAUCAGAAAUGGCAUGCACAGGUGUGACAGCAAUCAUAGCACAGUGAUCGAAUUCAGUCACAUAAAAAGUAGCAUGUUCAUUUCCAGCACGCAAGAUCAGUUUACCAUCAUGCACAUCAAUAAGUGCCUUGGCGGUGGCAAGAAAUGGUCUACCCAGAAUCAAAGGCACAUCCACAUCCUCAUGUAUAUCAAGAAUAACAAAAUCAACAUGAUAUGUGAAUGCACCUACAUUAACAAGCAGAUCCUCUAUGAUCCCCCUAGGAUGCACAAUGGAACGAUCAGCUAGCUGAAUGCUCAUCCUAGUAGGGCUAAGUUCACCUAGGUCUAGCUUUUUAUACAACUUUUAUGGCAUGACAUUUAUGCUAGCGCCUAGGUCCGCCAAGGACUUGCCUACAUGCAUGUUGCCAAUAGUAAGAGGGAUAGUAAAACUCCCUGGGUCCUUGCGCUUUUCGGGCAGCUUGUUCUGCAGGAUAGCAGAACACUCCUCGCUCAGCAGCACUGUCGAUAGAUCCCCAAGUUUCUUCUUGUUGGUGAGGAGAUCUUUCAUGAACUUUGCGUACUUGGGCAUCUUCGAUAGUGCCUCCACAAAAGGUAUGCUGAUGUUGAGCUGCUUCAACAUUGCCAUAAACUUCGCAAACUCAGUCUCCAGCUUGUCUUUGUGUAGGCGAGUGGGGAAGGGAACCUGGGGCACAUGCUCCUUAACCACUGGUUGUGGCUUGGGAGCAGGGGCUUCCUUCUCCACCCGCACUUCUGCAUCGUCAGCUGGAAGUGCUGAAGCAGGUAGUGGUUCCUUCUGCCUGGCCGGGGCAGGAUCAGCGGAGAUGGUCUUGCUGCUCCUUGUGAAAAUGGCAUCCAGCUGCUGGUGUGGCUCCCGUGGAUUGGGGAUGGUGGUGGCAGGUAGAGUCCCCGGUGCCCUGGUAUUGUUCUGGCGGGCUAUUCCUCCAAUAUGAUGUUGGAGGUCCUGAAGUAUAGCACCUUGGUUCCUCUGACCUGCCUCCAGCGAGGCGAUGCUCUGGUCUAUCCUGGCGAAAUUUGCCUGGAUGGUAGUCAUGAAUGCCGCUAAAAUGUUUUCAGCUCCGUCAUCUGGUUAUCUGGAGCUGGAGCUACUGCUGGCUCGGCAUUCAUGACUCUGGGGCUGCUCGAAUGGCUGCCCCUGCCUAGGAUGGUAGGGCUGUUGCGGUGGAACUGGCCCCUGUCUGGCCUGGAAAGGCUGCCUCUGCUGAAAACCACCUGCUGGCUCUGGGAAACCAGGUGGCUUAGUGGGGUUACUACUCUAAGCGAAGUUGGGAUGCUGGCGCCACCCCUCAUUGUAUGUGUUACUGUAUGGAUCGAGGCACCGCGCAUUGGCGAUGAAGGCCAACUGCUCUUGGGGUGUAGAGGACUCCCGCAUAGCCUGGCAGUCCUCCACCAGAUGAUUCGAGCUCUCACACCACUAACAUUGAGCUACGGGAGGUCCGCCCAGACCUCUGCCCGGGAUGAGACUGUUGGGCUACUUCAAUGUCUGCACUAACUCAGCUACUUGCUGCUCGAGCCCAGACAUGGCCUCCAUCGCGUGCACACCACUGUCCCGGGAAUGUCUGCCUUUGCUGCUCUGCCCCCAGAAAUGAUCUCUGGCAGCCAAUGUACUGAUCAUCUGGUUCAGUUCGGGUGGAGUCUUGGUAAGAAUGUCCCCUGCUGGGCAUAGAGACUCAAUCACCCUCUGGCUUUCCGAAGAGAGAGCACUGUAGAAGUUCCCUACUGUGAAUGCAUCACUAAAGCCAUGAUGGGGACACUGCCAGAAAUAUCCCAUGUACCGCUCCCAUGCAUCACGAAGUGACUCGUCUGGCUCUUGGCGUAAGUGAGUGAUCUCCCGCUGGAUCUUUAUGGUCUUCGAUGCUGGGUAGUACCUGUGCACGAACUUUUCAGCCAGAUCGUCUCAAGAAGUGAUGGACAAUGGGGGCUGGGUCUCCAACCACCUCUUAGCAUUCCCUGCCAGAGAAUGGGGGAAGAGGUGAAGGCGGAUUGCGUCAUCAGGGACACCGUUCAGCUUGAACCCGUUCGUCAGCAGCAGAAAACGGGAAAGAUGCACCCUUGCCUCCUCAUCCUUCAAGCCAUGGAACUGGAUAGAGGAUGUAAUGAGUUGAAUCCAGCAUGGCUUGAUCUCGAAGUUGUUUGCUGGAAUGGGCGGAUAGAGGAUGACCGGGCGGAUGUCAGCAAUCCGUGGAGUGUAGUAGUACUCCAAGGUGGGACCCGGUGGUGGUGGGUGAUGAUGAACCCCAUCUGCCUGGGGUAUGGGGUUGUUCCCCAAGAGCUGAUUCACCGGGGGAACCUGGAGAGAUUUCCAGGGGGUGAGUUGUGUUCUCCUUCCAUCACGUACUCGUCCUCGGACUCGCUGCUCAAAUUGCCGUCUAUGCCCUCCUCCGUAGCCAGUCUAGCUCGCUGUUGUCUCCUGAGUUGGCGACCGGUGCGUUCAAUCUCUGGAUUCAACGGCAGUAAACCUCCCGACUGACUAUGGGUCAUGCACUACCUGCACACACUCAAGCAAGCAAAUCCGUGAAGGCACAAGUGGGAAAGAACAAUCAGUCGAUGCGAAAACGAAAAUGCUAAAGUAACAGAAAUCACUUUUCUUCAACAACCUAGCCGUCCCCGGCAACGGCGCCAAAAACUUGACUCACUCCUACUGUCACUCUAGAAAUUGGCCAAGUGUAACCACUUCCUAAAGCGUAGUAUAGCGGGUUUGGGUUUUAAUGUCAACCCGGGUCCUUGAUUUGAUGACUACUCAGUGAAUUCUUAUUAUCCAGCGGUAAAACUUAAGUGCAGGUUCAAACAAACAAAAACACAAAGCAAGUUAAACGGUUGUUUCAAGUCGAGAGAGGUCACCCGGAUAUGGUUCCCCCUAGACUGCAGUUAAGCCGGAUUGCAAUUUACCAAGCUCAGUUUACAUGAAAGUUAUACUGCGGAAGGUUCUUAAACAGUCUGAAGUCUCGACUAAAGGUCUUCAGACCCUCUCAAUCUGAGUCUCCAGCGGGCGACUAACCUCCACCGGAGUAAACAGAUUGAGGCCCUAACGAACCAAACCUCCACUACCGAAUUGAAUUCGGUACAGAAUAGCGAAUUGGCUCCUCGACUAAAGUCACCAAUUCGCCACCUUCAAUUAAGGGUGCUCUAUCAACCUAGGCAGAUAUUCUCAUUCUAGGUUAAAGCAGAAACAACAGGAAUUUGAUCAAGAUUCAAGUCAUUCAAUCAUUCAAGCCUCAAUCGAAUAUAAUCAACGCAUGAAAUCUGUACUUGGGUUCAUACAAUCAGACCUAACAUACAAAUCUAGGGUUCUCCAUACCCAGAUGAAUGGGAAAACUACUCCGUGGAGAGAGAAGCAAAAGCAGAUUCAGACGCGGAAAUCAUACUGUGAAGGAUGAGUUUCUCUUCCUGGUUGUCAAUCGGCACUUCUCCAAGCUCAAGCCGGGCUCCAAUGGUGAUGAAGAUCAAGCUAUGGCACUUGGGAACUCUGGUUCGUCGCUUUCUCUCUCUAGGAAUCGCUCUGUCUCUCUAAAACUCGGAACCCUUGAUUUUCAGCCUUCUUUUCCUUUAAAAGGCUGACUGUCGCGAUACCCGGUCGAAAUACCCGGUCGGGUAUUUUGGGUCUCGAACGGGUAUAAUUGAAACGCACGUUUUGAUGUCAGGGGAAAAUCCCCCGUCUGUCCCAAGAAUCCCCGACCGGGGGUUUUUGCCUCCUGCCCGGGCCCCCCUCUAUUUCUCAUGGGCGCCCAAAACAAUAAAUACACGGUCGGGUAUUUGAGCCCAUGACCUGGUAUUUUCCUCCUGCAGCACACUUCGACCCAACUUCGCUCCUUUCGACCCAAAACUCGUUUCUUCGCCUCGAUUCCAACGCCGGGCCCUGAAAUAUGACAUAAACACACAACCUCGCAUGAAAUUGGCUUAAAACACAAGAAUCAACCUCUCAAACGGCUCAAGAAUAGGGGUAAAAACAUACCAUGGUGGUAUGAACAAACCAACAAUGGCCAAGUGUAACCAAUGAAAGGGACUGCAGUAUAGUGUCACAAGUAAUAAAUAUCGAAUCCACGGGUCUCUAGAGUUACUAUUACUCUGCUUCAGUUCAUUAUCUAGCAAACUAGAUUAAAGAUUGAUUUACUAAACUACUCUACUAAGUACUCUACUAAUUACAAGUUGGGAACUCACUUAGGUAUGAUUCCCCCUAGCUCCUCAAUUAGGUCCAAGUUGCAAUUACCUUUGGUUGAUCUACUGUUGAUUAAACUGCGGAAGAUCCUAAAUUAGCUUGGAAUCUCUUAAGCUGACCAAGCCCUCUUAGACAGAAUACCCGGCAGGCGACUAGCCUUCACCGGGAUAGACUGCUAAGGCGAUUCACAUAGAUCUCCACUACUGGAAUGAAUUCCAGUACAAAGCAGUGAAUUGAUUGACUCUCGCACAACCAAUUAACCACUAUCAAUCAAGGAAGCUCUCUUAACCUAAUCAGAUUCUAUCUAUCAUAGGUUAAAGCAGAAUUCAAGAGAAGAUGAUCAGGCUUCAAUUGACUCUAUAAAUCAUGCCUCAAUUUAUUAUAAUCAAACAAUAUAGCAUCCAAAACUUCAUACAAGAAAGAUCUUAACACAUGGAACUAGAGUUCCUCAAAACUUAAGUGAAGGGAAGUUACUCCAUAGAGAAGAGAGAGACUGCAUAAAUCUGAUCUAGAUCUUCAAUCUCCAUCUCCAAGCUUGAUUCCCGAGCUCCAAUGGUGAAGAAAUCCUCCAAAAUAGCUCCAAGAAUGUUCCCAAGUCGCUCUCUCUCUCUAGGGUUCGUCCCUUGGGUGUUUUGGGAACCAAAACCCAGCUCCCCCUUUCCUUUGGUUCGAAUCUGCCUCAAAAACCUGAUUCUGGGCAAAAUACGGGCAGAAAUACGGUCGUAAUUCUUCCAUGCCCGUAUUUUGCCCAAAACACGCAUUUUGGUUAAGUUUCAGCGCAUCCAAAGCUCCUCUCGACAGUGAAAAUACGGGCAUGGGAGGGGAAAAUACGGUCGUAAUUCAACUGCCCGUAAUUCUUCCUCCGCCCCUGUUUAAUGCUUCGUUUCUCCCUCGUCCGGACUCUGAAUCAGUCACCGUUUGAUCUCAGACGCUUGUAGUCUCGUCCUCUAUCUUUUCAUGACAAGAUUACAUGAUUAUUUUUCCAAAAUAUGAGGUAGAAGUCCAUUCUUCCUCAGGUCAUGCUCGUGUUUCUUCUCCCGAAUUGCCAAAUGAUCUCGGAUUGACUUGAAACUUGCGCCUAUGCUUCAAUUUACAUGCUAGGACCUGAAAUGUGAUAAAGGAACACAACCCAGCGUAAAAUAGUCCAAGAAAUCAAAAAAUCAAGCCAAAAUGAUCAAGAAACGAGGGUGCAAACAUGUGCAAAUAUGAUGUUAUCAAAUUCCCCCACACUUAACCGUUUGCUUGUCCCCAAGCAAACCAAGUCAGAUACAAGGUAAGUUCAAAAAAUUUUAACCAUGAAACCCUUGGGGACAUAUCAUAUAGGCACGAAACAAGGGAAUCAUACUGGCUUUUAGACAUCAACACAUGAACAACUUCAACAGCAACCUGGACGGCCACCACAGAGGACAUUCGAGUGCAGCAAAAUCGGGUAAAGGAAGAGUCUCCCUUCUGUUCACCAACCAACCUAGACUUGACUCAACCACUUAUUCAAGACAGUUAGCUCAUGCAUAAAACUCAAGACAUCAGAAUCAAGACCGAGCCAUCUAGGUCCUCACCGGGGUAAAGAGUGUAAAGAACAAGGAAAUGAAUCGCUCACUCUCGACCAGUGGGGUCAGGACAUUUUGAUGCGAAAAAUGCGCAUACUUAUUCUCUCAAUCCCUAACGUCUCUUCACCAUGACGGCAACCUCUAAAUGUUAGAGUUCACAUAAAUGGGUGUCAUCACUAACUAAUCCGGAGGUCUUAGACACAGGUUCAAAUGACUGGCUAGGGUCUUGGACAUGGGGAAAAGGCCUUUUAGGUGGUGGAAGUAUUCAUAGCACAAGGUUCCACAGUUCCAAACCCAACACAAUCACAACCAAUCAAUCCGGUACUUCCUUUCUGCUAUUCUGCAUUACUCAAAUUCUCUAGAGCACAAGAGCGAAGGAGGUCAUAUAAAUGUUAGCAUUUCCAAGCCAGAGUGCUAAGAAACACUACUUAAUGGACACUAUUCAGGUUUUUGGUAGUGGCUCUCUUUUGCUUUUAUUUUUUUCUUUGUUUUUCUUUCAUUUUUUUUCAUUUCUUAAUAGAAACACCACCUCUGCACAUUUUUCAAACACAUGCCCAAUUUGUAAUCACUACCUCCAACCCUCACAUUAUAUUUAGCAGAAACAGCAGAGAACAUGUAAAAACCACUCUGUGGAACCUUCUAAGAGAUGCAAAAGGGUGAUUUUCCAUUGUAGACCGAAAGAAAGGAUAACACACGGCUCAAAAGGGCUGACUAGGGGGUAUGACACAUCAGGACAGUCAAUUUGGUCGUGGGCCAAUCCUAUGCCUCCAUCAUCUUAGCUAAUGACAACGUGAAUGCUACACAUCAUGGAAGAGGGAUCUAUCGCACAAGAAAGAAACGAGCAGGCUCAAAUCUCACAUGGCUACCUAUAUGCUCUAUCUCUCAUUCUGAUUCCCUGAACUAGAUGCAUAAAAGACUGUCAAGAACAAGUGAGCAAUCCAAAUAACAGUUGGUAAGCUAACAGUUGAAAAACUGAACCCCUAUACAACUCUACUGCAUGUCUCAGUCAUCAUUAUAGGUUUUCCUAGUCACAAUCCAGUUGUCAUGCAUUCAUUCGAAAGCCAUUCGAUUCGCCAAUUAAACUCACAAUGCCAAUACGAUCAAGCAAACAACAGUAAUUGGAGCCCUCAAAUCUCAAGAUUUGGACAGUGGACUAGGCUCCAAGCACACAAAUACAGCCAAACAUUCACACGCAUACAUAAUCGAACAUCCCCCCACACUUAAGCACGACAUUGUCCUCAAUGGAGGAAAGAUAAGGAGGGUAAAACGAAGUUACCAGAUCAAUGGUGAAUGAUGGUGGACGGGGCAGGCGUUGCAUUCUAGGAGGACAGAGUAGUCGGAACACAAACAACACACAAAAUCUCACAAAGGUUGAGUUAUUGACUCUAACAUCAGAGAACAAAACUGACUCAACUGAGGAGAGAUAGGGAAAGAAAUGCAAACCGACUAGUUGGGUUGCCUCCCAGCAAGCGCUUCUUUCACGUCGUGAGCCGGACGAUAGCUCCUAAGUUUCGGUCCAUGCUAGAACCUCUUUGAAGUUGAGGUUCUCAUCUAUGACGUGGAGUCUCAAGUCAUGAGCAGGUGGUGUGAUAAGCUUCAUAAACAUAUAUGUAUUUUGUGCAUAAAUGAUUUAUCUUUAUGUAUGUAUGUGUUUAAAUUGCUCUAAAUUAGUUCAUAUUGACCAUGGAAUGGCCCUAGGGUCAUUACCAAGACAUGUAGCGAUUUAACACAGAUUGAAGCUAAGAUUGUGAACAAAACAAAGUGCACUGGACGAAUGCAGGUGCAGUGUCAAAAUGCAGAUGUGCAGAGGCAAACGUCCAGCAGGAGGCCAAAUCGAUGAAGACCCAAAUCAAAUUAUUGUGGUUGGAAUCUUCACUCAACUGUCAGCAACCCUUAUAAAUCAUUGGGAUUGGGUCAGAUUUCUUGAAGUGAGCAAAUAGAUUUGGUGGCUCACCAAUAGAGAAAAUGAUGCAAGAAUUUAUUGCAAAGAAAGAGACUUAAGCUAGCAGCAGCCUUCUCUUGGAAAUGUGACCUGCAAGUGUCUUGUUUUGUGGGAUUAAAUCUGCAGAAAAUGGAUUUAAAAGGGGCAGCAACUAGGAGACUUGGGGGACACUUUUGGAGACUAGUUUUAGACAGAAAAAUCAAAGGAGAGAGCUCACUUUGGCACACUUUGGAGUUGAGCAUUUUGAAGAAAGGAAGACUCUUGUAAGUUGGGGAUUAACUCCAACACUUAGUACUUUCUCUACUCCUUUGUUUUUGGUAGUUAGUCAUCAUGUUGAACAUUAGCAUGUUUAUGUACUUUCUUUUCAUCAUGAACUAAUCCCCCAAUUUCUGGGGGAAACUUAAGGAUUUCAUUAUCUAGCCUCGAUGUUUUAAUCAUGACUUGUUUUUCUUCCAUUUUCUAUCGUGUGGAAUUGUUUAACGCUUUGUGUUGAUUGGCCACCUUCACAAGGAUUUGUAGUUUUCUAGGUUAAUAACGAUAGUGAAAACCUAGUAACCAAACAUAUUUCACACGACAUAAUUGCCUAUUGAAGCGAUAGUGGAUUAAAUAGGGAAUUAUGCAGUCAUUUCAGGGAUAUCGUUCUUAAGGCUAAUUAAUUAAUUCAGUUAACUACGAUAGUAGAAAUUGUCUUAAUUAGUUAGUACGUGGUAAUUCUCGAUAGAGAUAGCUAUCAAAGUAUAGGUAUCCCGAUUGUAGAAAUAUGGAUUAAAUCGAUUGACAAGGGUAAUUAAAUUUACUGAGGUAAAUUAGUAAAAUCUUGUGUUUCCCCCGGAACUCUACAAUAUCAAAUUCUCCAAAAUAAUUGAUUUAUCGAGUUACUUAAUUUGUGCGAUCAUUGCAAAUCAUCACUUGAUUACAGCCCUUUGCAAUUCUUAUAGUUUCUUGAACUAAAUUUGUUAAUUAUUGAGUUUCACCAAUCCCUUAGAGAACGAUAAUUUUACUUACACUUUAUUACUUGUACGACACUGUGCACUUGCAGUUUUGUCGCCACCAAGUUUUUGGCGCCGUUGCCGGGGAUUGUCAAAAAUUCAGUUUUAAUAAAUUUUUGUUUGAGUGAACUAUUUUGAUUUGUGUUUUAGUGUUCAGGAAAAGUUCAGAAUAUUUCUUCUUGGCGUAUGCGAAGAAGGGAGACUAAGGAGUUGUUGCCGCUAAAUCACGAAAUCGAGAAGGCGUGUAAGUACAACCGGAAGCAGGCGAGGGUAGGAAAAAUCAUCCAAUCUAAAUCAGCACCUACCUCUCCAAAAGGCCAUCAAGACGAAGAGAAGGGUUUGAUCUCUUCACUUAUAGGCAAAAUGGAGGAGGGAGCUACCCAAGGCCACAACAACAAUCAACAUCGUGAAGGGAGGAAUGACCCACCUGAAGAUCGAACCAUCCGAGGCAAUCUUAAUCGAAGAACUGGAGCCCGAGCUUCAGGGGUUGUCAUUCCAUCCUUCAUCAACAUGAUCACAAAUGGCUACACAUUCUCUGGAGCAAGUACAGAAGAUCCUCAUGACCAUUUGAGGAGAUUUUGUAGCAUUUGUGAUACCAUGAAGAAUCCUGGCGUGUCCGAUGAUGCAAUCCGACUGCGUAUGUUUUCAUUCUCAUUAAUAGGUCGAGCGGCUCAUUGGUUCCAAAACCUAGUGCCUCGAUCUAUCACCACGUGGGCGCAGCUAGAGAAGGCAUUUCUUGACAAAUAUUUUCCACCCGCUAAAGCCAUGAAAGCCCAAAAGGAGAUUGUAGACUUUGUACAAGCUGAGGAUGAAAGCCUAAGUGAAGCUUGGGAGCGAUACAAAGAGCUUUUGCUGAAGUGCCCAAGCCACGGCCUCGAGGAGUGGAAUGUGAUCACCAUCUUCUUUGAUGGGAUUAGAAGAGAGUUCAGGCAAGCUUUGAACACGGCAUCCGGUGGAGGAUUUACUUCUAUGGAGCCCGGAGCCGCCUAUGACCUCAUAGAGAACAUGUGCUCCGAUGCUAAUGAAUGGGGUAGAGAAAAGAGCUCACGAAGGAGAGGCGGUAUGCAUGAAGUCGACAAAUUCACCGGCUUGGAAGCACGAAUCGAAGCCAAGUUGGAUGCUAAAUUCGAUGCACUUGAACGAAGAGUGGCCAACCUCUCUCUCGUUUCCGCUGACCAAACCAUUUCUUGUGAGUUGUGUGCAGGUGCUCAUCAUCAAGAACAAUGCCCCAUAGGAGCUGCCCAAUUGGAGGAAGUUCAAUUUAUCAAUAAUCAAAGAAACCAAGGCGGUGCCAACUCCAACACUUAGUACUUUCUCUACUCCUUUGUCUUUGGUAGUUAGUCAUCAUGUUGAACAUUAGCAUGUUUAUGUAUUUUCUUUUUAUCAUGAACUAAUCCCCCAAUUUCUGGGGGAAACUUAGGGAUUUCAUUAUCUAGCCUCGAUGUUUUAAUCAUGACUUGUUUUUCUUCCAAUUUCUAUCGUGUAGAAUUGUUUAACGCUUUGUGUUGAUUGGCCACCUUCACAAUGAUUUGUAGUUUUCUAGGUUAAUGACGAUAGUGAAAACCUAGUAACCGAACGCAUUUCGCACGACAUAAUUGCCUAUCGAAGCGAUAGUGGAUUAAAUAGGGAAUUAUGCAGUCAUUUCAGGGAUAUCGUUCUUAAGGCUAAUUAAUUAAUUCAGUUAACUACGAUAGUAGAAAUUGUCUUAAUUAGCUAGUACGUGGUAAUUCUCGAUAGAGAUAGCUAUCAAAGUAUAGGUAUCCCGAUUGUAGAAAUAUGGAUUAAAUCGAUUGACAAGGGUAAUUAAAUUUACUGAGGUAAAAUAGUAAAAUCUUGUGUUUCCCCCGGAACUCUACAAUAUCAAAUUCUCCAAAAUAAUUGAUUUAUCGAGUUACUUAAUUUGUGCGAUCUUUGCAAAUCAUCACUUGAUUACAGCCCUUUGCAAUUCCUAUAGUUUCUUGAACUAAAUUUGUUAAUUAUUGAGUUUCACCAAUCCCCUAGAGAACGAUAAUUUUACUUACACUUUAUUACUUGUACGACACUGUGCACUUGCAGUUUUGUCGCCACCAUGGUGUGGCAGGUGCUGAAGGCUCGUGCACUUGAUGCAACUGAAGUCUCCACCCUCGAGACCUCUUCCUCAUUUCUUCUCUUGUCUCAUUGCCCCAAACCAAAUAUAACCGUAUCGACUGACCACCAUCGCGUCCACCAAGAGGGAUCGAUGUCGAUGUGGCCUUGGUCUGGCAAAGAGACAUUGCAAAUGGGUCCUUGCUAUGCAGUUCCUUUAAGUUUGGUGGAGAUAUCACAUGUAAAUCAUGGUCGGUGUUGUUAACUUUUACCAGUCUAUACUAUAUGUGAUUGACCGGUAUUGAAAUAAGAGCAUACCUAUGGUUUGAAAAGCAUACCAUGGUGGUAUGAUGAUUGAAUACAUGAUAGUAGAAGUAUAUUAACUGUCAUUUACGGCUUUUAACAUUGUGUACCACAAGAUACCACCCCGUACUAGGGUGGUAUUGUAUGGUAUUGUGUGGUAUAUUUUGGUCCUGUAAUUUGUUCACCCAGAAAUUUGUAGAGCACAACGAAUUAAAAAUGAAUUAAAAACUAAGAAGAAACCAUAUGGUAUGCAGUUGGUACCGAGAGGCAAUAAAUUGUUUUUCUAAAAAAAUAUUGAAAAUGUAUCUCAAUUUGUAGAGCACAACGAACACGUUACAUCUGCACAAAAAAAAAAAUCAAAAUCCUAGUUAAAACGAAGAAGAUAUGAGCCGAUAAAAAAAGUCAGGGAAAAUAAAAAUGACAUUUAAUUCUCCAUCGUUAAAUCUGAAUUUUCUAAAUGAAGGCUCCAGAUUUAAUUAGCUACAUAAUCUUGAGGCAGAAUGGACAAGUCAUGGCGGAAUUUAUUUGGGGAAAAUGACAUAAUUGGGAGUUCUCUAGGGAGUGUAACCGAGAGGGAGAGGGAGGGGUAAUGGGUGUAACCGAUUCUUUUUGGGAUUUCCUUUUUCUUCUUUUUUCAAUAUUAAAACCUAUUAACUCUUAAUUAGAGUUAAUAAAUAGAAAUUAAGUAAAAUUAAACUCCCAAUUCACUAUGGGUAUCAUCUUACCCAAACCCGAAACGAAUCGUUAUCGGUCGAACCUCACGAAUCGUUAUCAGAUUAUGUAGCAGUGAGUUUGGGAGUCUAGUUGGGAGGGAUAACAUACACACCAGUUUAUAGUCCAGUAUUCAUCGAUAUUAUGUUAUAUACCGACCCCAAUCUCAUAAUUUCUAAUAUUAAAUAACACAUGAAUUUGAAUCUCAAAAUAAUGUGUAUUCGAUAAUAAAAAAUAUCAACAAAUUUUAUACGAUAUUCAGUAUAUCCCAAAUAUCAAUACCAAAAUUCCAGUCAUACAACCACUAACCGAGCGUACAAGUACUUUAGAAAAUUAAUUGGACAGUAGUGGGCGUAUACUAUUAACUAAGAAGAGUCUUUGUAUAAUUUAAUUCAAUGAUUGAAUAAUUAAGGAGAUUUUCCGUUGUUUAAUAGUACUGGAAGUCGGUCUCCUUUCCUUUCGUUUUCAUGAUGAAUACAUGAUUAUUUCAUUAAAACUUGAGUUUGUUGGAUGGUUCAAUAGUAGAAAAAUAUACGAACGGUUAUUUACCAAGUUCAUUAUUGUUUACUACAAGUUGCCACCCAUAUAUAUCAGGGUGGUAUGCAGCGGCGGAUCCAGAACACAGAAGAGCACUGGGCCGCAUUUCAUUAGAAAAUUAGAACCGUAAAAAAAUAUAAUGAUUAUAGUUUUUUGCAAUGUAAAUUGUACACAACUGUAUUUUAAUUUAGGGAAUGCAUCAAUAAUGAAGUCUACAUCCAUACCAAUAGUAUACACUCUUUCAAAUAAAAUACUUGAGCAAUCGGCGAGAAAUUCAUCGCUCAUUUUGUUGAGCAAAUCAGUUCUCACAUGUUUCAUUGUUAAAAAGGUUCUCUUCGUAGUAGCUGUUGAAACGAGCAGCAUCAGCAUUAGAUAAAUCAAUCGACUAAUCAAUUUACAUUGUGUGUCCAUCCCUGCACACCAGCUGCUUUAGUAAGGAUGGAUCAUUGUAACUUUAGGUAAACCCAGCAAGCAGGAUAGUAUGAUGAAAUUUUCCGAACUAAGCCCGAGGAGUCUGCUAUAAGCCAUAGAGAGAGCAACGAAGCAAGCACACCUUUGAUUUUUCACCCGGCAGAUACCCAGGUGGACAUUCCAUGUACACUAUCUGCUUAAAUCUCCGUGAAGAAAAGUAUUCUUCAUAUCCAGUUGCUGUAAACUCCACCCCUUGAGGGCUGCUACUGCAAAAAGAGUAUGAAUGGUUUGCAUCUUGGCGACCGGAGCAAACGUCUCCUCCUAAUCGACCCCAAAUUCCUGGCGAAAACCUUGGGCAACCACCUGACACGCUAAAAAACAACACCUAACAAUGGCCAAGUGAAACCAAUGAAAAGGACUGCAGUACAAUGGCCAAGUGGAAUCUCUUAAGCUGACCAAGCCCUCUUAGACAGAAUACCCGGCAGGCGACUCUAGCCUUCACCGGGAUAGACUACUAAGGCAAUUCACACAGAUCUCAACUACUGGAAUGAAUUCCAGUACAAAGCAGUGAAUUGAUUGACUCUCGCACAACCAAUUCACCACUAUCAAUCAAGGAAGCUCUCUUAACCUAAUCAGAUUCUAUCGAUCAUAGGUUAAAGGAGAAAUCAAGAGAAGAUGAUCAGGCUUCAAUUGACUCAAUAAAUCACGCCUCAAUCGAUUAUAAUCAAACAAUAUAGCAUCCAAAACUUCAUACAAGAAAGAUCCUAACACAUGAAACUAGGGUUCCUCAAAACAUAAGUGAAGGGAAGUUACUCCAUAGAGAAGAGAAGGACUGCAGAAAUCUGAUCUAGAUCUUCAAUCUCCAUCUCCAAGCUUGAUUCCCGAGCUCCAAUGGGGAAGAAAUCCUCCAAAAUAGCUCCAAGAAUGUUCCCAAGUUGCUCUCUCUCUCUAGGGUUCGUCCCUUGGGCGUUUGGAAACCAAAACCCAGUUCUCUCCUUCCUUUGACUUGAAUCUGCCUCAAAAAUCCGAUUCUGGGCAAAACACGGUUGAGGACACAGCCGUGUUUUACUUUUAUCCGCCCGUGUUUUUUUCCCAGAAGCCCUCACGACACGCCCUCAGCAGUAAAAACACUAACGGGGGCCAGAUAAAACACGGUCGUGCUUCUAGGGUGGUCUGCCUGUGUUUUUACUGCCGAAUAGGUUCCCCUAUAUUCAAUGCUUCGUUUCUCCCUCGUUCGGACUCCGAAUCAGUCGCCGGUUGAUCCUAGACGCUCGUAGUCUCGUCCUCUUUCUUUUCAUGAUAAGGCCCAACUUUCAAGUCAAUCGGAAUUCAUUUGGCGAUUCAGGAGAAGAAACACGAGCAUGACCUGAGGAAUAAUGGAUUUCUAUCUCAUUUUAUGGACAAAUAAUAAUGGAAGUUGGUUAAUAAAAGAAAGAGGACGAGACUACGAGCGCCUGGGUUCAAACGACGACUGAUUCGGAGUCCGGACGAGGGAGAAACGAAGCAUUACAUAGGAGCGGAGGAAGAAUUACGGGCAGCCCAUGCCCAAUUACGGGCGUAAUUGCUUCUGUCAUGCCCGUAAAUGCAAUGCCGAGCCUAAAUCCCUGAGAAUUCCUAUCGCAGAGCAAUUACGGGCAAGAGUCAAAGUAACUACGGUUGUAAUUCCAGAAUUACUGGCAGUAAUUGGGUAAUUACGACCGUAAAUCCUUUCUUCUAAGUUAAGUAAAACGCGCGUUUUGGGUGAUUUACGGCAUACCAUGUUUACGACCGUAAUUGAGCCCGUAAUUCGCCCAGAAUCGGUUUUUGAGGCAGAUUCGAGCCAAAGGAGAGGGAGUCGACUUUUUGGAGCAAAAACAGAGUUUUUGAGAGAGAACGUGCGAAGAACAAACCCUAGGAGCUAUUUGGAUUGGAUUUCUCACCAUUGAAGCCCAGAUUGCAUCCCUAGGAGUGAAGAUUGACAUCCCAGAGCAAAUUCUUCCCAUUGUUAUGAGUAUGACUGCUUUGUAUUCUGUUUUCCUCUCUCUCUCUCUAUGGAGUAGAACUUUCUCUCACUUGGGUAUAAAGAACCCUAGUUCCAUGUGUUAGGGAUCUUGAUUGUAAUGACUUGGGAUUUUUAUAUUGUUUGGUUUUAAUCGAAUGAUGCAUGAUUCAUUGAAUCGAUUGAAGUCUGGUCAUCUUUCCUUGAUUUCUGUUGCAACCUGAGAUAGAUAGAAUCUGAUUAGGUUGUUAGAGCUUCAUCAUUGGGUAGUGGUAGAUUGGUUAUACGAGAGUUAGUCAAUCUACUACUUUGUAUUAGAAUCCAAUUCCAGUAGUGGAGUUCGGUGUUCAUAGCCUCAGCUUUCUAUUCCGGUGAAGACUAGUCGUCUGCCGGGUGGUUGGACUGAGAGGGCUUGGUCAGCUUAAGAGAUUCCAAGCUACUGUCGAAUCUUCCGCAGUUUAGUCAACAGUAAAUCAACCUAGGGUAAUUACAACUGAGGCCUAACUAAAGAGCUAGGGGGACUCAUUCCCGAGUGACUCUUCCUUUGCUUCAGAAAACCGAACCAUCUCCUACUUUCUUACUGCUUUUAGUUAAAAUCACAAUCACUCAACUUAGUUGGCUAGAUAACAAAUAUACAGGGAGUAGGCAGUAGAUCUAGACCCCGGGUUGACAAUUAGAGCUUGCCUGUUACUGCAUUUCCGGACUGCGAUUACACUUGGUCGCAGUUUGGUGUUGUGUUUUAGCAUGUCAAGUUUUUGGCGCCGUUGCCCGGGACCCUCUAGGUUAUUGGGGAAACGUGAAAGAUUGUUACUCUAGCUUUUUCUUUACUGCAUUUUCUCUCUUCCACAUGUGUGCCUUCACGGGUUGCUUUUACUGACUGUGUGCAGGUAGUGCAUGACCUGUAGCCAGUCGGGGGAUUUACUGCAGUUAGAUAAAGAGCUUGAACGGACUUGUAGGAACUUCAAGCGAGCGUUAAAGGAGCGACUGGCUGCGGAGGAAGCUCUUGCACAGCUGCAAAUCGCCGAGGAGGAAGAGAUGGGUGACCCACAGGACCAUGAUAAAUGGGGUCCCAGCCGAGCUCAUCGAUGGGAUCAAGAUAAAUGGGGUCCCAGCCGAUGCCAUCCAGCUGAGGUACUUCCCAUUUACUCUGGAGGGGCAAGCCAAGAAGUGGCUGGACACUAGGCCUCCCGGAUCAAUCACCACGCUUGCCAACCUGGCAGACAAGUCCCUCACCAAGCCGAGUUGUACAUGCUAUGGGCACCCACUCUUCUGAUUUGGUGCAGGUUGUGUCUAAACUGGUCUCAGCCAUCGAUCAGAAUGGGAUGGUUCCGUGGACAGGGCAGCAGCCGGCAAUACGUUGCUAGUUGUGCGAGAGUGCCCAUCAUACUGUAGAGGACUGUCAGGCCAUGCGGGAGUCCAGUACACCCCAGGAGCAGGUGAACUUCAUCAACAAUGUCCGGCGCAACGACCCAUACAGUAACACCUACAAUGAGGGAUGGUGCCAGCAUGCAAAUUUCUUCUGGAGUGGCAAUAGCAAUCCGAAGCCACCUGGCUUCCAAGCUCCUGCAGCUAGUUUUCCGAACCAGAGGCAGCCAUACCAGCCUCGCCCAGGCCAUAUGAAGCAUCAGCAACCACUUUAUCAUCCCAGACAGGGGCAGGCUUUUCAACAGCCCCCAGAGCAGCAGUACCAGCAGCCUGGUGCAUCUCCAUCAGUCCCAGCACCAGGCGAUCCCGUGUCAGAACUGAAGGAUCGAGUGACUACCUUGGAGAGCACUAGUACCCCAAAGUGUAAUAAAUUGGAGCAAUUCAUGCAAGUUGCUGCAGGCAAAUUCAUGGAGAUUGAAGCUGGCCAGAGAAACCAGCUGCACUCUUGCAGGAUAUGGACACCAAGAUCGGGCACUUGGCAGAUGCCCUAGCUUCUAGACCGGCUGGCAUACUUCCUGGCCAACCCUUGCCGAAUCCCAGAAAUCAUAAGGAGGGGUUGCACGCCAUUAUGCUGAGAAGUGGGACUGUUCACCGCAGAAGAGUGCCAAGAAGGUGACCCAGAUCACCCUGAGCCGGAAGAAGACUUGGUGAUGGAAAUGGAGCCAGAGGUUCAAACUCCAAAGCCACAACCAGUAGUGGCUGAAUAUAAGCCUAAGCUCCCUUUUCCCACCAGGAUUCACAAAGACAGGCUAGAGGCAGAGUUCGGGAACUUCUUGUCCAUGCUUAGGAAGCUGCAUGUUCAAGUGCCCUUCAUGGAGGCACUAUCUCAUAUGCCUAAGUAUGCGAAGUUCCUAAAGGAGCUUCUCUUGAAAAAGUGGAGGUUGAGUGAGCUAGCCACUGUGGAGCUCGGCGAGGAGUGCUCGGCCAUUCUGCAGAACAAGCUUCCGCAGAAGCAAAAGGACCCAGGUAGUUUUACUAUCCCGUGCUCUAUAGGUAAAUUGCAUGUAGAGAGGUCCUUGGCGGAUCUAGGUGCUAUUAUUAAUGUGAUACCUUAUAAAUUGUUUAAGAAACUAGGCCUAGGUGAACCCACUGCAACUAGGAUGAGUAUUCAACUAGCUGACCGAUCUAUAGUUCAUCCUAGGGGCAUAGUGGAAGACCUUCUGGUUAAGGUUGGCAGAUUCCUUUAUCCUGUGGAUUUUGUUGUCUUGGACAUCAAUUAAGACACAGAAGUGCCCCUUAUACUAGGAAGGCCUUUCCUGGCCACCGUCAAGGCUCUCAUAGAUGUGCAUGAUGGGACCUUAGUCUUGAGGGAUGGCGAGGAGCAAAUAACAUUUUCCAUUGCUAAUACUCUCCCUGGUUCAUCGCCUUUGCAUCCUGUUUCUCACCAGGAGCACGAGUCUGUUGUGUAUCCUUCUGUGCUUCCCAUUUUGCAGGAUCCCGCUCACAUAUCUUCGCCGCCACUCCCGUCCACUCUGUUACCAAAAGACAAGAUCAAGGAGGAGUGGCGGCCAAAACUGCAGGUAGCCAAGCCUGCUCAAAAGAAAGCCGGAGACCACUAUGAGCUGGUCCCGCCUCCUGAGCCUCGACCGCCUUGGCGAUCCAAGUAUUCACUCGACUGCAUUCUGCCGGAUGGCGAGGUUGAGUUGACGAGUGCUGGUGGUCACACUCAUCGAGUGCAUGGCACCACCUGAAGUUGUACCUCAAGAGCGAUGUGGAUCCGCUCUUGAAGGCACCUGUUCCAUCACCUCUCCGAGCAUCCACACUACUGGCGUCCAGCUAAACGACGGUAAAGAAGCGCUUGUGGGGAGGCAACCCCACCAAGGUUUGUUUUUCUUUCGUUUUUUUUUUCGGUUUGUCCACUUGGAACUAUGGUUUUUAUCACCCAGUGUGUUUUGAUGACUCUAGCCCUGCUGACUGGUCCCAUUUCCAGUCCUCCGAUAGUCCAUAUUCCCGGUAACAUCGUUUCCCCUUGUCUUUUCCUCUGCUCCAUUGAGGGCAAUGUCGUGCUUAAGUGUGGGGGGUGUUUAUCUACUAUUGACUGCUAGAUGAGUCUGUGUGCUUGGAGCCUAGUCCGCUGUCCAAAUCUCGAGAUUUGAGGGCUCCAAGUACAGAUCUUUGCAUGAUCAUAUUGGCACUGUGGGUUUAAUUGGUGAAUCGAAUGGCUUUCGAAUUAAUGCAUGACAACUAGAUUGUGACUAGUACGACCUAUAAUGAUGACUGAGACGUCCAGUAGAAUUGUGUAGGAGUUCACUUUUUUAACUGUUUGCUUACCAACUGUGACUUGGAUUUAUCACUCGCUCUUGACAGUCGUUUUUGCAUCCAGUUCAGGGAAGCAAAAUGAGAGAUAGAGCAUAUAGGUAGCCAUGUGAGAUUUGAGCCUGCUCGUUUCUUUCUUGUGCGAUAGAUCCCUCUUCCAUGAUGUGUAGCAUUCACGUUGUCAUUAGCUAAGAUGAUGGAGGCAUAUGAUUAACCCAUGACCAAAUUGACUGUCCUGGUGUGUCAUACCCCCUAGUCAGCCCCCUUGAGCUGUGUCACAUCCAUUCUUUUGGUCUACAAUGAAAAAUCACCCUUUUGCAUCUCUUAGAAUGUUCCACAAAGUUGUUCUUACAUGUUCUCUGCUGUUUCUGCUAGAAAUAAUGUGAGGGUUGGAGGUAGUUCUAAAAAAAAAGUUGGGCAUGUGUUUGAAAAAUGUGCAGAGGUGGUGGUUCUCUCAAGAAAUGAAAAAAAAAGAAAAAAAUGGAUGAAAUCUAAAGAGAGCCACUACCAAAAAUAUGAAUAAUGCUCAUUAAGUAGUGUUUCUUAGCAGUCUGGCUUGGAAAUACUUAACAUUAUUGUGACCUCCUUUGCACUUGUGCUCUAAAGAACUCGAGUAAUGCAGAAUGGCAGAAAGAAAGUAGGUGGUUUGAUUGGUUGUGAUUGUGUUGGGUUUGGAACUGUGGAACCUUGUGCUAUGAAUACUUCCACCACCUAAAAGGCCUUUUCCCUAUGUCCAAGACCCUAGCCAGUCAUUUGAACCUGUGUCUAAGAUCUUCGGAUUAGUUAGUGAUGACACCCAUUUAUGUGAACUCUAGCAUUUAGAGGCUGUCUUCAUGGUGAAGAGAUGUUAGGGAUUGAGAGUAUGAGUAUGCACAUCUUGCAUCAAAAAAAAUUGUCCUAACCCCACUGGUCGAAAGUGAGCGAUUCAUUUUCACAUAUUAUCUAUACUCUUUACUUUGUUUGGGUUUGUGUUUGGGCUUUGUUUUGGCCUUUUCCUUUUAUGUUUGGAAAAUGUGUUUGGUUUUCUGUUUGGGAUUAGGAGAAGAGUUAUAUAAAUACUCUUCACCACCCUAAUCUGUAGGCAGGUCAGUCGGGAUAGUUAGUUUGGUUUGUCCGUUUCGGAAUUUGGUUUGUAACAUGUACUCUCCUCAAAUUAGUGAAAUUUGUUCUCUCCUGCCCUUGGAUUAGCUAGCACACAUUGUGUUGGUGAACCACGUUAAAUAUAUGUUUGUUCGUGAUGGUCUAGAUGAUCAAUUGCACGCUUCUAUUCUGACAUUAGCCACCGGAGCAAAAGUCUUAGUCAAGUCAACACCAUACUCCUGGGUAAAGCCUUGAGCAACUACGCGAGCCUUGAAGUGCUCAAGCGCCCCAUCUAGAAGAAAAUUCAGAUAAUAAACCCAACGGCUACCUAUGACUGACACUUCUGGAGGAGGGCGGGGAACCACAUCCUUGGUGUAGUUUGCAUGUAAAGCAUCCACGCAACAUGUCAAGAAAGAUCAGAGGAAGAAUCAAAUUGCACAUUAUUGCCAAAUAAUUUUUGUUUAAACAUAGUGGAAAGCCGACGAGAAUGGGGAUGACCCAAACGAGAAUGCCACAACUGAAAUGUUUUCUCCCAAACACUAGAAAAGACUGGCAAAGAAUCAAUGUUCCUAGAUAUCUAAGAAGAAGAAGGUACCCUAGACACCGACUGAGAAAGCGACGACGAGGAUAAAGCAGGCCGAGCUGCUAGUUCCUCAAGAUGAAAAAUCCAGCCCUUCUUGCUACCCUGACCGAUCUCCCUCCCGGUCUUCAUAUCCUGCACAGAGCAGCUAGAGGGUGCAAAAACAACACGACAAUCUUGUUCAGUUAAUUUUCCAACAGCCACCAAAUUAGGGACCAAAUCAGGAACAUGUAACGUAAUAGGAAAAACCAAAUUCGGUUGGGACAUAGACCCAACCCCAGCUACUUCUAAAUUUGCACCAUUAGCAACCUGUAAGCCCAUCUUUGUACUGGUUGAACAUUAGUAAGCAUAGAACCAUUACCCUUCGUAUGAUUAUAACAACCAGAAUCAAGAAUCCAAGGAGAGCCCUUACCGGAGACUUGCAGACUCAAGAAGGCCGAGGCAAUGGCCUUGUUGACGAGCUGCUCAAGAGCAUCGGGACCGCUGCCACUGUCUGGAGAUGUGUCAGUGAGUUGAGUAGCAUAUACUAGCCGUCCACUAGAGGGACCACGAGAAGAAGAACCACCAACAUCUUUCAUACGAGCCUGCAACGCCGGGCAAUCCGAAAUUAGAUGACCUGUCUUCUUGCAAUAAACGCAAAAGUUGCGUUUACGACAAUAUUUUUGGGAAUGUCCCUUGGCGCGGUAGUGAUGAAAUUCUACCUCCGAUCGGUGCUGUUGAAGCUGAGGACGAUAUGCAGUAAAGGAGGUCGCAUUAGUGGGUUCUUUACGAGUAAAAGGAGGGAGACGUCCCUCACGUGAAGCGGAGCCAGCAGGUUUGGAGGCUUGAAACGUAGCAAAUACGGCCUUCCCGGAGCCAGGCUUAAUAUCGAGAACAGCCUGGGAGCGGAGCCUCGUCUCCUCUUGAAGCAAGGUAGCAUGAACACCCUCCAGCUUCAGAUUUUCCCGAUGAAUAAGACUAGCAUGGAGCGCUUCAUACUCUGGUCGAAGUCGAGCAAGAAAUUGAAGAAGAUGCACCCGAUUCUUCUCUGCCUUGACCUCGUCCGAGAUGCCAGAUGGGGUCAACGAUGUAGAAACCAGAUCCUGCUCAGUACAAAGUUGUCGAGCAGCAUUAUAGUAAAACGCAAUAUCGAGGCUACCCUGGUGAAGAGAAGAAAGCUCACUACAAGAAACUGUACUUUCUGCGACGGAUUCUAUAGCGACGACAAGAAAUUCGUCGCAGAAAGGUCACCUUUUGCGACGAAUUGUAAUUUUUCGUCGCGUAUUGUCUCAGAAUUCGGCGGGAGGUGAGGUAGAGUGUUUUGCGACGAGCAAUUCUUUUUCACGACGAAUAAUGUCGUCGCAAAAUGUAAAGAGACAUUUUGCGACGGAACUCUGCCGUCGCAGACUGCGAUAAGACUUUUUGCGACGAAUGAUAUUCGUCGCGAACGCAUAAAUACCUUUUGCGACGAAUGACUGCCGUCGCAGAUGGGACGACACUUUUUGCGACGAGUUAAAGGUCGUUGCACAAUGCAAUGGGACUUAUGUCUUUUAUGUUUGCGUCUAUUAUGUCUUUUAAUAAAAUAAAAUGAAGUUAUUGAUAAUGACACUAGUUAAGCGUCAGCUUUAGUGGUAAACACUUCCUCUAAAGUUAUUUUGCGAAAUGGAGGUUAAACGUUCGAUUCAUCCUCAUGUAAAUUUUGUUGUUCUUUUUCGUUUUCAGCAGAUAAAGAAGGGGUAAUUUGGUAUUUUAUCCCAAACACGGUGGCAUGAGGUGACGAUUUCUGUUAUAUUUUAAGGGCGAAAUUGUCUUUUUCGGGGAUAUAUAAACAAACAUUGGGAGGAGCAUUUCAACCCUAGCCGCCCCAUCAUCUCAUUCUCCUCCUCUUCCCUCUCGUUUCUUUCCUUCUCAGAUCUACCGAUUUCUUUCUUUCCUCUCAUCUCCUUCUCUUCCACUCUUAAUCCUAGCCACUGCCUCCCCUUUUCCCACGACAUCAUCAACUUGGCGAUGCGAUAUCCUUUCGCCUGAGGAGCUCGAUGCAAUCCCCUUCAAACUCAAUCCGACUACUAGAUCUAGGUAAGAUCGUCGCAUGCAUAUGUUCUUCCGAUUUUUUUUUUCCAGAGAGGUUCUUGACUUGCUCUAUUUUUCUGGGUUUAUUUUUAUCUCCGACGAGGGGAUCAGAAAUGGAAGAAUCGGCAACGUCGCUGAGAGCGUCGGCGGUCGGAACAAGCGAAACGGGGGACGGAGACAAGGGACUACAUCUGUUUUUCAAUAUAUUUUUUUCUUGUUAUUUUUUAAUUUGUUUGUUACCUUUUCUGAACGAAUAUUUACCUCUUUUACUGCCUUUUGGGUUUUUGGUUUUGAAACAAGGAAAGGGAAAGCGAGCCGCUCCACCGGUGAGGAAGAACAUAUAUGGAUUGCAAAUCUGGGUUUUGGUAGGGGGGAAAUUAAUUGUGAAUACCUCCAAAAAUGAACCACAAAUUAAGUUGUGACCUUUACUACAAUGAACAAGAAAAUAUUGUGACCGGUGCUAAAAUUAACCAAAAAAUUAUAUGAACUAGAAAUAAAUUUUGAAAAGCUGA
Messenger RNA from Linum trigynum, 30830 nucleotides. The record is from the annotation of a GenBank genome assembly. NCBI's taxonomy places the organism in Eukaryota, Viridiplantae, Streptophyta, Magnoliopsida, Malpighiales, Linaceae.